AAAACCACCAAUGUAUCCUCAAUCCCCCACUGCUCACUGCUUCUCGUUGUUUCUCAGGUAUCCGCUAGUUUCAUUCUUCACCAUUCAAUCUCGUAGUAAAGUGGACCUGGAAACCGUGAUGACUGGCCAGUGACUGUCAUGGCACUGAAAUUCAAUGGUCAGCUUCUUCUUCCUUCGUAUCCCAAAUUCCCAACGACUGAUCACUUGCCCAUCAAAGUCUCUGCUUGUCAUCCUCCAUUUUCAGACCAUAGACUGCUACAAUUACAUUCCCCCAACAAGGCAAAGAAGCCAUUUUUGUUAUCCAAAGUACUCUCACUAGCCAUCGCUAUAACCCUAUCAUCCUCCGAGUCUCCAUCACCUUCCUUGGCUAUCCCUGCUCUCAAUGGUUCCCAGACUUCUCAGUCUCCUUUACUCCCGACAACUACUCCAUUUUCUCAAGCCAAAAACUUGCCAAUUGGGCUCGAAAACGGAAAAAUCAGGCCUUGCCCCUCCAUAAAUCCAGGUUGUGUAUCAACUAACCCCAACUCCGCUUCCUUUGCAUUCCCAUGGGUGAUCCCUGAAAGUUCUUCACGAGAUGCCAUUAAGCAAUUAGAGGAUGCAAUUCUCAUGACACAGAAGAAUGUGAAGAUCCAAAGCGUUGAAGACACUCCAUAUGGUAAAUACCUGCAGGCUGAGGUUGAUGGAGGAUUUAGCCGCGAUGUCUUGGAAUUUUUAGUAAAAGGAGAAACAACUGUUACAUAUAGAGCUAUGGCCACAAAGGUGACUUAUGUUUACCCCUUCACUACAGCUUUUGGAGAUUCUAAAGGACAAGAAGAAAGAAUGAAGCAGAUUGUACAGCGGCUAGGGUGGUAUGCCCCAAAUCUUGAUUUUGAAGAUUAGAAUUCUACAGAGUGCAUACAUUAUUGAAUGACGGUUGAACCACAACGUAUAUAAAUUCUUUAAUUGGAACAUUCAGUUAAUAUAAGGAAGCACUCUUUUCUUUUUGGCUCUUUCA
Molecule: messenger RNA, 994 nt
Organism: Coffea eugenioides
Lineage: Eukaryota; Viridiplantae; Streptophyta; Magnoliopsida; Gentianales; Rubiaceae
Product: thylakoid lumenal 17.9 kDa protein, chloroplastic
Exons: 4
Coding region: 139-879 (246 amino acids)
Source: RefSeq, a predicted model, not a curated record